This is a messenger RNA of Bursaphelenchus okinawaensis, 403 nucleotides long. The record is from the annotation of a GenBank genome assembly. Lineage: Eukaryota; Metazoa; Nematoda; Chromadorea; Rhabditida; Aphelenchoididae.
AUGUCCUUCGAGGCGAUAAGAGUGGUACUGAAAGAGCACGGUGUUAGUCCUUUGGCCGCUGACUUCAUGGGCACGGUAAGAUUUUUGAUUUUUUUUGGUUUUCCAGGAUGUGGGUGACAUGUUAUACGAAGGACCGUGUUUUCUGUUUUGUAAAGAAAGUUCUUGCCAUUUUUGACUUGUAAAGAAAGUUCUUGUCAUUUAGGUAUACGAAGUGAGUAAAUCAGCCGAGGUCAAGGAAGACCCACAAUACUUUGUGCCAUUUGUCGUUGGAUCCUUCAUGUUAUUGGAAGCUUCAGAAACGGAAUUGGUAGCCAAAGAUGAUCCAGACCUUAUCAAGAAGCUACAAGGAGUGGCUAACAAAGAUGAGCAAGUCACUGAACUGUUAACUACCUUAGUGGCUUAG